Messenger RNA from Carlito syrichta (Philippine tarsier), 1391 nucleotides. RefSeq names its product aminolevulinate dehydratase (gene ALAD). Lineage: Eukaryota; Metazoa; Chordata; Mammalia; Primates; Tarsiidae. Gene Ontology annotation, biological process: heme biosynthetic process. The coding region runs from base 492 to 1295 and encodes 267 amino acids. Gene Ontology annotation, cellular component: cytosol. The transcript has 12 exons. The record is from RefSeq and is a predicted model, not a curated record. Gene Ontology annotation, molecular function: porphobilinogen synthase activity; zinc ion binding.
GAGACUAGAGCGGGAGACAGCGGUGGCGGGAGCAGUGGCUUGGAUCCUACUGGGAGGCAGACUGAGUAUGCAGUGGACACCCUAGGAGCCUUCUAGUUCAACCAGCUGACGGCCCUGUGCCCCCACUGGCCCCCAUCAUGCAGCCCCAGUCUGUUCUGCACAGUGGCUACUUCCACCCACUGCUUCGGACUUGGCAGACAGCCACCACCACCCUCAAUGCUUCCAACCUCAUCUAUCCCAUCUUUGUCACGCCCUGGGCUUGGCCAGGCAGGGGAGCCAGACACUGGAUCCCAUCCUCCUCCCACCGUCCCACUCCACAUUCCUUCCCAGCUUCCCAACCAUGCCUCCCAGCCACCCUCUCACCACUGGCCCUUCCCGCAGCCACCAAGCCAUAGUCCAUCCCCCACUCUUGCAGGGACGUUCCUGAUGACAUACAGCCUAUCACCAGCCUCCCAGGAGUGGCCAGGUAUGGCGUGAACCGACUAGAAGAGAUGCUGAGGCCACUGGUAGAAGAGGGCCUGUGUUGCGUCCUGAUCUUUGGCGUCCCCAGCAGAGUUCCCAAGGAUGAGCGGGGCUCCGCAGCUGACUCUGAGGGGUCCCCAGCCGUCGAGGCGAUCCGUCUGUUGAGGAAGACCUUCCCCAGCCUUCUGGUGGCCUGCGAUGUCUGCCUUUGCCCCUACACCUCCCAUGGUCACUGUGGGCUCCUGAGUGAAAACGGAGCGUUCCGGGCCGAGGAGAGCCGCCAGCGGCUGGCAGAGGUAGCACUGGCAUAUGCCAAGGCAGGAUGUCAGGUAGUAGCCCCGUCGGACAUGAUGGAUGGACGCGUGGAAGCCAUCAAGGAGGCCCUGAUGGCACACGGAUUUGGCAACAGGGUAUCAGUGUUGAGCUAUAGCGCCAAGUUUGCUUCCUGUUUCUAUGGGCCUUUUCGGGAUGCGGCUCAGUCAAGCCCAGCUUUUGGAGACCGCCGUUGCUACCAACUGCCCCCUGGAGCACGAGGCCUGGCCCUCCGAGCAAUAGACCGGGAUGUACGAGAAGGAGCUGACAUGCUCAUGGUGAAGCCAGGAAUGCCCUACCUGGACAUUUUGCGGGAGGUCAAGGAUAAGCACCCCGAGCUCCCUCUCGCUGUGUACCACGUCUCUGGAGAGUUUGCCAUGCUGUGGCACGGAGCCCAGGCUGGAGCAUUUGACCUCAAGGCUGCUGUUCUGGAGGCCAUGACUGCCUUCCGCAGAGCAGGUGCCGACAUCAUCAUCACCUACUACACUCCUCAGCUGCUGCAGUGGCUGAAGGAGGCGUGAUGGAAAGAGCGUGCAGGAUCCAAGAACGAGAAUUUUAAAACGUUCCCAGGUCCUUGGAUAAGUGAAAACCAAAGUAAAUGCUGCUUUAGAACUGUG